Messenger RNA from Charadrius vociferus (killdeer), 1371 nucleotides. RefSeq names its product chromosome unknown open reading frame, human C7orf43 (gene TRAPPC14). Gene Ontology annotation, cellular component: TRAPPII protein complex. The record is from RefSeq and is a predicted model, not a curated record. The transcript is spliced from 11 exons. Gene Ontology annotation, molecular function: alpha-tubulin binding. Gene Ontology annotation, biological process: cilium assembly. Lineage: Eukaryota; Metazoa; Chordata; Aves; Charadriiformes; Charadriidae. Bases 1 to 1371 code for a protein of 456 amino acids.
AUGGUACAGCUCCGUGCCUCAGUUUACCUGGGCCGGAUACCAGUGGAGGACCCUAUCGUGUCCACGGAUGAGGUCAUCUUCCCCCUGACCAUCUCACUCGACAAGCUGCCGCCUGGCACCGUCAAGGCCAAGAUCGUGGUGACAGUGUGGAAAAGGGACACGGAGCCGCCUGAGCUGCAGGAGGGUGGUGGGUACCUGAGCCUGCUGCAGACCCGGGCGCCUGCACAUGUCUUCCGCCAGGAGCAGGGGGCUUUCAAGGCGCAGGUGAGCACCCUGCUGACGGUGCUGCCCCCGCCCGUGGUGCGAUGCCGCCAGCUCACCGUGUCUGGGAAGUACCUCACUGUGCUCAAAGUCCUCAAUGGCUGGUCCCAGGAGGAGAUCUCGCUCUGGGACGUGCAGAUCCUGCCCAACUUCAACGCCAGUUACUUGCCCGUCAUGCCCGAUGGCUCCGUGCUGCUGGUCGAUGACGUCUGCCACCACUCGGGCGAGGUGCCCGUGGGCGCCUUCUGCCGUGUGGCUGGAGCCGGCUCGGCUUGUCCCUGUGCACUCAGCGCCCUCGAGGAGCACAACUUCCUCUUCCAGCUCCAGGCACCUGAGAGGCCGCCCGAGGACGCCAAGGAGGGCUUGGAGGUCCCACUGGUGGCUGUGAUCCAGUGGUCAACGCCAAAACUGCCCUUCACCAGCAGCAUCUACACGCAUUACCGGUUGCCAAGCAUCCGUCUGGAGCGGCCACGCUUCGUGAUGACGGCUGCCUGCGAGUCCCCGGUGCGGGCCAGGCAGCGCUUCACUGUCACCUACACGCUGCUCAACGACCUCCAGGACUUCCUGGCCGUGCGCCUCGUCUGGACGCCCGAGACCGCCACGGCCGGGAAGAAACUGUCUGGGGAGGAACGCCGGGCCACGCAGGCAGCGCUGGACGCCAUUGUCUGCCACACGCCGCUCAACAACCUGGGAUACUCGCGCAAGGGCAGCGCCCUCACCAUUCGCGUGGCCUUCCAGGCACUGCGGGCCGGCCUCUUCGAGCUGUCCCAGCACAUGAAGCUGAAGCUGCAGUUCACGGCCAGCGUGGCCAACCCACCGCCUGAGGCCCGGCCCGUGUCGCGCAAGAGCAGCCCCAGCAGCCCGGCCGUGCGGGCCCUGGUGGAGCGGCACCAGGCUGGGCUGGGCCGGUCCCAGUCCUUCUCCCACCAGCAGCCAUCCCGCAGCCACCUAAUGAGGUCAGGCAGCGUGAUGGAGCGACGUGCCAUCACCCCACCAGUGGGGUCUCCCGUGGGGCGUCCCCUCUACCUGCCCCCUGAGAAGACAGUGCUGUCCCUGGACAAGAUUGCCAAGCGGGAGUGCAAGGUGCUGGUUGUGGAGCCCGUCAAAUAA